This is a messenger RNA of Chenopodium quinoa (quinoa), 1273 nucleotides long. RefSeq lists its product as uncharacterized. The transcript has 2 exons. The coding region runs from base 402 to 1004 and encodes 200 amino acids. The record is from RefSeq and is a predicted model, not a curated record. NCBI's taxonomy places the organism in Eukaryota, Viridiplantae, Streptophyta, Magnoliopsida, Caryophyllales, Amaranthaceae.
UAUGGAUCAUCAAACAAUGAAACAAUGAGAUAUGAUAUCAAAAUGUAACCCAGGAAAUGAUGAACUAUGGGUUUGAUUCUUUUAAAAAAAAUGAUCCAUGGUACACAUAAAAGCCCAAUCUAUCAAUACAGUACCAGCCCAAUUAGGCCCAACAGGUGGAGUAAUUUUAUAAUCCAAAAUAACAAGACCAAGACCUCCAUUUUUCUGAGUACAGACCAUAUAAAAACCAACUGCGCCUCCAAUUUUUCCGAAAAAAAAAAAAAAAAAAAGAGGAAGAAAUUUCUGGCGGUACUUUUGACGAUCUUGUAAGUUGCUAUAAUAGUAAUACGUUACCAAGAAAUCUCACUCUUCUUCUUCGAUCAACCCAGAAAACUUGAGAAGAAAGAUAUAGAAAACCAGAAAUGGUGUUAUGGGAGAUAACAUUAGCGACGGCUUAUUUCUUGGGAUUGAAACGAACUUAUAGACUUGCUUUGAAGAUUCAACGUCGUCUUAUCUCGCAUAAACAUCUUAAGAUUCGUAAUUUUGCUCAAAGACGAACGCGAGCUGUAUUUGAUGUAGCGCUAAGGGUUCAUCGGAACAUUCAAGAUAGAGACAUACAAGUAGGUCGAAAUGUUGGGAACUGGAUCCUCAGAUGGCUCGACAAGAUGAAACCAUCAGCCAAUAUCCGUGGUGCACCCCACGAGUUGCCUCCGGGAAAUCACAACCAAGGCACUACCAUGACUAAGCAAUCGGACUAUCACCAGAAAAACGAUGGCAACACCCAGAAAUUCAGCACCAGGAGUUCUGAAAAGGGUUCUGAUAGGCAUCUGUUUUCUGCUACUAGACCUACAUGGUCUACAGCUUUUCCCUCCAUCACAAUCAUGGCGCGGCAUCCGAAGUCCGUUGGCUCCCAGUACAGGCAACUUUUCCUCAGUGGCCCUCAAUUGUUGGCACCAAGCAGUGGAAGUUUGGGAUAUGGAAGGGUCAUUAGAGAGGAUAUCAGGCUGUGGAUGCAACAGCAUUAGCCUCUUUGAUCAGCCUUUAUUCUUCCUCUUCUAUGUUGAUAAUCUGCUGAAGUCUGUUGGACUUGGACAUCUUGUGGCCAAUGUCAUAAAGUUAGAGAUAGAAACUCUUUUUUUUUUUUUUCUUUCUUCCUGUUUGUUUAUUGUUUUUAUCCCAGUGAAUCGCUGUCUCAGAAAAUUACUGUAAUUAGGUGGUGUUAACAUCGGAUUCAAUUUCAUCGAAUCUGUGAACAUGAUGUCAAUUUUGUGUAUCCUUAAGCUUAAACCUUGCA